Molecule: messenger RNA, 10895 nt
Organism: Coregonus sp. 'balchen'
Lineage: Eukaryota; Metazoa; Chordata; Actinopteri; Salmoniformes; Salmonidae
Source: the annotation of a GenBank genome assembly
UCUCGCGAUAUUUCCGCAGUGGGUGGUGGAGCCAGAGAUAUGGCAGCCGUCGUGCUGAGGUUCUGCCGUAAAGGACUGUCUCACAUUUUGAGGAAUGGAGCAGUCGCUACUUUCUCGCCAAAGACUUUGGGAGGUGAGUAUGAUACCACGGUUCGAUGUGUACCUGUUCACGGGAAAGCUUACAGGCUACGAUAUAAAAAUAAAUAGAGGAGGGGGUGUGGCAGAGGCAGGGUCGCCACUUGGUACCACAAACACAAAGUCAUAAACCCCGCCUAUUUCUACAAUUUAUCUUCUUAAAAUAAUGUUAAACUUAACCCUAACUACACUACUAACCGUAUGCUUAACACUAUCCUUAAAUUAAGACCAAAAAGCACAUUUUUCUUUUCAUACAUUUUUACGAUGUAACCAAUUUUGACUUAGUGGCAGUGGUACCUAGUGACAACACAACGGCAGGCCCGGUCAUCUGAAUGUAUUUGUUUGCUCAUGCACAUAUAAACUGCGCAGCACUUGCGUAUUCUCAGAUAUCGCACAAUCAAUGCUGGUAAGGAAUGGGCACAGUGUGUUGCAUUAUGGGUAUAAAAAUGGUCCUACUUGCGACUACAUGUCGACUGCAUGACCAUUACAACAACCAUGCGAUCAAAGGUCAAGAACUUUCGACUGCAGUUCCUCCUUACCAACUGCAAGUAGGAACCAAAUCAUUAUGGGAGACAACCCUAUUAUGUUGUUUUGGAAGUAAAAGGCGCUACAGUACAUUCGAAAAGUAUUCAGACCCCUUUUUCCACAUUUUGUUACGUUACAGCCUUAUUCUAAAAUGGAUUAAAUCGUUUUUUCCCCUCAUCAACUACACACAAUGACAUAAUGACAAAGCGAAAACAGGUUUUUAGAAAUGUUUGCAAAUGUAUAAAAAAAUUAUAAUACUGAAAUACCUUAUUUACAUAAGGAUUCAAACCCUUUGCUAUGAGACUCGAAAUUGAGCUCAGGUGCGUCCUGUUUCCAUUGAUCAUCCUUGAGAUGUUUCUACGACUUGAUUGGAGGCCACCUGUGGUAAAUUCAAUUGAUUGGACAUGAUUUGGAUAAGGCACACACCUGUCAAUAUAAGGUCCCACAGUUGACAGUGCAUGUCAAAGCAAAAACCAAGCCAUGAGGUUGAAGGAAUUGUCUGUAGAGUGCUGAGACAGGAUUGUGUCGAGGCACAGAUCUGGGGAAGGGUACCAAAAAAUGUCUGCAGCAUUAAAGGUCCCCAAGACAACAGUGGCCUCAAUCAUUCUUAAAUGGAAGAAGUUUGGAACCACCAAUACUCUUUCUAGAGCUGGCCGCCCGGCCAAACUGAGCAAUAGGGGGAGAAGGGCCUUGGUCAAGGGAGGUUACCAAGAGCCCGAUGGUUACUCUGACAGAGCUCCAGAGUUCCUCUGUGGAGAUGGGAGAACCUUCCAGGUGGACAACCAUCUCUGCGGCACUUCACCAAUCAGGCCUUUAUGGUAGUGGCCAGACGGAAGCCACUCCUCAGUAAAAGGCACAUGACAGCCAGCUUGGAGUUUGCCAAAAGGCACCUAAAGGACUCUCAGACCAUAAGAAACAAGAUUCUCUGGUCUGAUGAAGUUGGAGUUUGCAGACGACACAACAGUAGUAGGCUUGAUUACCAACAAUGACGAGACCGCCUACAGGAAGGAGGUGAGGGCUCUGGGAGUGUGGUGCCAGGAAAAUAACCUCUCACUCAACAUCAACAUAACAAAGGAGAUGAUCGUGGACUUCAGGAAACAGCAGAGGGUGCACCCCCCUAUCCACAUCGACCGGACCGCAGUGGAGAAGGUGGAACGCUUAAAGUUCCUUGGCGUACACAUCACCAACAAACUGAAAUGGUCCACCACGCAGAGAGUGUGGUGAAGAAGGCGCAACAGAGCCUCUUCAACCUCAGGGGGCUGAAGUAAUUCGUCUUGGCACCUAAAACCCUCACAAACUUUUACAGAUGCACAAUUGAGAGUAUCCUGUCGGGCUGUAUCACCACCUGGUACGGCAACUGCACCCGCCGCAACCGCAGGGCUCUCCAGAGGGUGGUGCGGUCUGCCGAAUGCAUUAUCGGGGGCAAACUACCCGCCCUCCAAGACACAUACAGCACCCGAUGUCGCAGGAAGGCCAAAAUGAUCAUCAAGGACAUCAACCACCCAUGCCACUGCCUGUUCACCCUGCUAUCAUCCAGAAGGCGAGGUCAGUACAGGUGCAUCAAAGCUGGGACCGAGAGAAUGAAAAACAGCUUCUAUCUCAAGGCCAUCAGGCUGUUAAAUAGCCAUCACUAGCACAUUAGAGGCUGCUGCUGCCUAUUGAAAUCACUGGCCACUUUAAGAAAUGGAACACUAGUCACUUAAAUAAUGUUUACAUAUCUUGCACUACUCAUCUCAUAUGGAUAUACUGCAUUCUAUAAUAUUCUACUGUAUCUUAGUCCAUGCCGCUCUGUCAUUGUCAUUGCUUGUCCAUAUAUUUUCUUAAAUUCCAUUCCUUAGUAGUUUUGUGUGUAUUAGGUAUAUGUUGUGAAAUUGUUUGAUAUUACUUGUUAGAUAUUACUGCACUGUCGGAGCUAGAAGCACAAGCAUUUCGCUACACCCGCUAUAACAUCUGCUAAACACGUGUAUGUGACAUAUAAAAUUUGAUUUGAUUUAUUUGAAACCAAGAUUGAACUCUUUGGCCUGAAUGCCAAGCGUCACGUCAGGAGGAAACCUGGCACCAUCCCUACGGUGAAGCAUGGUGGUGGCAGCAUCAUGCUGUGUUUUUCAGUGGCAGGGACUGGGAGACUAGUCAGGAUCGAGGGAGAGAUGAACGGAGCAAAGUACAAAGAGAUCCUUGAUGAAAACCUGCUCAGGACUAUAUUUUUAGGUGAAUAAUAACAACAAUAAUAAUAAUACUCAAUAGGCAAAUAUCACAGCCAAUCACAACACUGGCGGGUAAGUAAUACUGUGAAACACUGUCAUUCCUCUAUAAGCGGCAGAUAUGUUAUGGACAUUUUCAGAAAUUAGAAUUCAAAAAUUCUAAGAAAUCCUAUGUGUAGCAACUUUAAGGUUGACGCUCACAGGCAGGAGGAAAACAACUACAUCGACCAUGAUCCUUUGCUAGUUACGGCCACUUUCACCAUGAUCCUAAACAAAAAAAAUGUUUGUCCAUUCAGCAAUAUGGCCAGAGAUAUUAGAGAAAGGAGGACACCGGAAUCCCAUUGGGCAAUGACUGGAGGAACGUAUAACACCUCACCCAGCAUACUGUCGACCAAUCGCGUUCAUGUUGUCAUGCUGCGUCACAUGGUUGCUAAGCUAAUCAUCACGCAAUUCCUUCUCAAAGUAAGGGUAUGAGUCGAGUCCUUGUCCCAGAAUCGCCCAGAAUGGACCAUGCGGCCCAUUGAUGAUGCAUGGGCAACGUACACAAUGGGCGUUAAUAUGAUUCCAAUGGAGUUUUACAUCUCCUCAAAAGUAACUUAGUGGUUAAAAGCGUUGUGCCAGUAACCGAAAGGUCGCUGGUUCUAAUCCCUGAGCCGACUAGGUGAAAAAAUAUGUCAACGUGCCCUUGAGCAAGGCACUUAACCCUAGUUGCUCCUGUAAGUCGCUCUGGAUAAGCGCGUCUGCUAAAUGACUAAAAAUAAAAAAUAAAUAAUCUCUGAUAUGGCAUGCUUCAAAUUCAAAUACUUCCGGCUUCAUGCGCCAUCGGGAGUUUUCCAUAGGAAUACUGUAUGUGGAUGACAUCAGCGCUAUCACUAUCUACUGGUUUUAAUGUCUAUGGUUUGCACAGUCGCCCAGUGUAAAACGCAGGAGUAGCUGCUUUUUGCAAUGCUAGUAUUUACCAUAGAGAAUGAUAGAGGCCUCAAGUAGCCAAAAGGCUGUAUUAGCAUUGGCAGCGUCAUUGAGAGCUUUCACCAUUUUGAAUGUAGUCAAACUGAGUGGGACUUUCAACUUCAUUGGCUAAUCACUCAUGGUGACCCUGUUGGAGUCAUGUCCAACCGGGUCACCUGGACGGAUCAGCCAAUCGUGAAGAAAUUUGACUACUUCAAAAUGGAAUUUGCCUCAAUGGCGCUGCCCAUGCUUGCAGAGACGCUAUAAUGGCACAGAUACAAAGAGGAGUCCUCUAUCUAUCUCUAUGGUAUUUACACACUAGCUUUGCUGGGAAUUGUCUUGCAAAAAAAAAAAAGACUAGUCUGCCGAAAGCUAGCAAUUUACUCUGUUGAUUGUCUGUUGGCUUGGUCCUUAUGCAAGGGGGAAUUAGAGAAAAGCAUCUAAUGGAAAGUAUAAUUAAACAGAAUUUCCAAACUUGGGUCUGUUGUUGACCCAUGCAGUUUCUCAGCGAGGUCAGUUCCUCUCUGCUUACCUCAUGUCAAAAUAAAAGUCCCCCACAAGUUAUUGCUUCUUUGGGCAGGUAUGGUGCACGUGCAGGACUUUUAUUUUGACAUGAGGUAAGCGGAGAGGAACGUGGGUCUACAACAGACCCACGUUUGGAAAGUCUGUUAAAUUUAUGUUCUACAGAACAUCAGGGAAACUGGGCAGAAGGGAGUGGUACUUCAAAUACAGCAGAUCUGCAACAUCUUUAAUUGAGCCUCUCAUUCUCCUUAAUUGCCGCCUCAACACAUUAUGGAAAGAGAUUAACUGUAUAGGAAGUUCUGGGGACAUGUCGUCUGGAUACUGGACAGCCAAUACAUUGGCAUAUGGAAACAGAUUAUCAUCUUUAACAGACAGCUGUUCUUGAGGGCUCAAACUAAAAAAGCGGUGUGUGAUUUUGUUCAUACUGGUGAACUGCCAUUUGAGUUGUGUGGUUGCAAUAUCAACAGUCCUUUAUCUCUGGUAUAUAUUGGCAUGCAUCAAGUUUAAAUUGUGUGCAGCGUAAUGGACAUAUAAUGCACAAUGUCUCAGGAAAGACUGUCUUGGUUGUCAAUACUCAGUAUUGAAAAGAGUCGGCCCCGCAACCUGGACCUACAGGUCAUGGUGGAAACAUUUGAACACAAAAAUGCAAGGCAACACAGUCGCAUACUGUAGCUUCUAUAGGCCUCUACAUAGAAACACAUAGUGCCAUUAAUAGACUGGUUUAACGCACAACAACUUUCUAUCCAUGCUGGAGAGAGCGCGAGGACGGCUCAUAUCAUGCAGGUUCAGGUAGCCUAUACAGGACAGCUGUAUAUUCUAAACCAAUACAUUGGUUGCUGAUUAGUAUGCUGUUGUAUCGAAUAUUUAUUUUACAAUCUGCAACUUUAAUUACCGCCAGCCAGCAGUCUAAAUGGACGCCCUGCGACACCAUGUAUAGCUUCGUGAAAUGUUAGGCUUUUCAUGAGAAAAUGACAACCAAAUAGUUCUACCAAUAAACAUUUAUUCAUUAGCUAAAGCAAAGCUAUAGGCUGCAUGCCCUGGCACCACAGAAAGCCUAUCAUCAAUUCGAUAGGCAGCCGCAUAGACAUGUCGCAGUUUCAGCACAAUGGACAGCGAUCUGUAAUCUAUACUUUGUGUCUGGCUGACUCAUUAGAUUGUAAUAAAAUGUUUUUAGGGGGGCGCAAACUCAGACCUUGCGGGGGUCCAGAGAAACUGCGUUAUGCCAGUGCUAGCGUUGCUAAAAGCAGCUAGGGUAGCCUAGUUUUUAGACAUCAAUGCAAAUGCUGUUAAAUUAAAUAUAACCUUUUGCGUUAUAAUUUUCUUGGCUGGUAAUGUUAUUCUGUUUUAAUUGUUUUUAUAUUGUGAUAAGUAACACGUUUCCACCUGAAUUGCAUCGUGUCAGAGUCUGCUGUAUCAGGGUCUGUUCGGUAGGUUUCACUCUGGUGAUGUCAACAAAGCCUUGUCCCACAGCACUGGCCCAGAUCUAUUUUCAAAAUGUUACAUAAGAAUGCCUCAGCUGAUCAUUCCUUGCCUUGACUUCACCCUGAUUUUAGCUUUCAGGGGGGUUGCACCAAUCACCCAAAUACAACCUACAUUUUACAUGACACACACCAUUCUUAAAGACACACUCCUUUCUCACCUUUUGCAUUAAAUCACUUAUUCUAAUUCCGUCAUAGUCAAUUGGCACCUAUUGUGUGUGUGUGUGUCCUACAGGGGUGAGACAGAAGUCCUCUGUACAGUAUGCAACGAGGCCAGAGCUCCCUAAGCUGGCCUACCGCAGGAUAAAGGGGAAGAGUCCAGGCGUGGUCUUCCUGCCUGGGUAUGGAUCCAACAUGAACGGCCAGAAAGCUGAGGCCCUGGAGGAGUUCUGCAGAUCGCUAGGACACUCAUACCUUAGGUACUGUACUCUACCUGCCGCUGUGUAACGCAAUACACAGCGGCAGGUAACCUAGCGGUUAAGAGCGUUGGGCCAGUAACUGAAAGGUCGCUGGUUCGUAUCCCGAGCCGACUAUGUGAAAAAUCUCUGUGCCCUUGAGCAAGGCACUUAACCCUAAUUGCUACUGUAAGUCACUCUGGAUAAGAGCGUCUGCUAAAUGACUCAAAUGUAAUUAAAUGUUUGACAGAUGUCCCUCUUCAUAUUUCUCACAAAUAUAAAUACAAAUAAAUAAAAUUGCAUGAUUAUGGCAUAACUAAUUUCUUCAAGCUUCCAGUAAAGACAUACUGGUAAACAACUAACUUUCAAAUUAUGGCUGAACUUUGCCUCUUUUAGCCUCCCCAAGUUGCUAAAAUCUCUUGAUUAGGUUAUAGGUGUUGAACAAAGGUUGCUAUAGUAUUUUAACAAGAGGGUCUACUUGAUUUAAAUUUUAUUCGCUCUUGCUCGCCUCACUUUUCAGAAAAUGAAAUCGAGUACACGUUUAUUAAAAUUGCAUGGCCUAAUAAACCAUGUUAUAAAAAUACCAUGUUUAUAACGUCCUUUAAACCGUGGUACAUUACCCAAAUAUACCCCCUGAAUCUGAAUAUCUGAGGUAGGCAUACCUUAGCCAAACCUUUAUCCUGAUGUUCAUUGGCUGAAUAGACCCCCGAGCCUAUAUGUUAGGUAUGUUACGCAAAUACCACCCUUUAACUCAUGUUACCCAAAUAGACUGUGUUCUCUGAGUUAUUAUGCUAGCUUAGCCAGAUUUUGUCCCAUGUUUUAUUGUAUGUCUGACUGUGGUCCUCCAGGCUCAUGUUGUGUUUGUGGUUCCCCAGGUUUGACUACACAGGCCAUGGGUUAUCAGAGGGAGUGUUCACUGAAGGGACCAUCGGCACCUGGAAGAAAGAUGUCCUCUUCGUGUUGGAUGAACUAGCAGAGGGUCCACAGGUGAAAGAACUCUCCACUGGUAGAUCUAGAAUCAUACCUAAACUAGCCUUUAGAUAACUCUCGUAUCCAUAUGCAUGUAUUUAUGUGUGUAUUUAUUGGGAUUGAAAUUGGUAUUUGAUUUUGUUCAUUAUUAAAGUGUUUUGUAUUUUCAGAUCUGCGUUUAAGAGCUCAAAGACUAGUUUGACUUUAUAACCCAGUUAUAAACCGUCCCUUUCAAGUCUCUUACAUGACAUUGAUAUUUCAAAAUAUGCUCUGUUCAUUUUGCCCUCCAUAAUAUUUACUCAAUUUGUUGUGUAAGAUUUCAGUUAGAAUCUGUAUAAAAAAAGAAAUGUGGUACUGUAUUAAUGUUGUUGAAUUCAAACUGUGGUGUUAGUGGGCACUGUCACACAAAUUAAAUAGCAUCUCACACCACCAUGUAACGUUCACGUCACACACCGUUCAAUCAUUACCUGAGUAGCAUAGCCUCCCAUGCCAGACUUCAAGGCUCUUCUGGACAUUCAUCAGACACACAGUUAGUGAAUGAGACCAUUAGCAGGGCCAGAGUCACCAAUGGCCGAUAUUACUCCCUAUGUGCCUGUGAUGGUGAUGAUGAUUUGGAACCAAUUCAGGGAACAGAACCAAAAACCGAAAACAAUAAAACAUUUCCAGGAACGGAAACAGAACUGGGAACGAAAGUGAUCUUUGUACCGUUAUUUUCAAAUCUUGAGAACCAGUUAAUAAUGUAAUUUUUUGUUCCAAAAAUAUUCUUAAUAUCUUGUAUAUAAUUAUGUCAUUUAGUGACAUUAUGAUGCUAGUAAUAGCCUAAACACAUUCCAAUUCACAUCAUACAUGUAAACAACUAGCUUACAGUUCCAUAGCAAGCUUCUCUAUCCACAUUAAUUGGUGGAGUAAAUGAAUGGCAUAAAUGUAAAAGCCAUGUUGAGUUCACGGGGGGAAAAAUUUACUAAAAGGCACUAUAUGAACCGUUACUUUUUCUGGAUCAAACCAGUUCAGAACUUUAUUAUGCUGGUCGGAACACUCGAACGGAAUGAAAUACUGAGGGGUUGUGCUCGGAACGGAACGAUUGGAAAAUAAUUUCCCCUGGUUAGAAUCACAGCUGUUUUUAAAAACUACCUCUGUCCAUUGAAACUAGACGACCAUGGUGCUUCUCUGCAAAAGAGUCAGUUCAAAUGGAAGAAAGGAGACAAGGAUAGGAGACGAGGAGACAAGCGAAGCAAUCCAUAUCAAACUAUUGGUAUUUCUAUGUACCAUUGCUCCCUAUCCUAGAUCUAGGCAUCUUUAACAUAAUCAUGUAUUUCCCCAUGGUCUCUGUUUUAGAUCAUGGUGGGAUCCAGUAUGGGAGGCUGGCUCAUGCUGUUGGCAGCUAUCGCCAGGCCGGAGAAGACUGCAGCUCUGGUGGGCAUCUCCACGGCAGCAGACCACAUCGUCACAUCCUUCAAGUCAAUGUCUCUAGAGGUGAGAGAGGAUAUCAUUAAAUAAUGUAUGUGUGGUUAUGACCAGGGUUGUUGCUAAUUCCAUUUCUAUUCAAGGGGUGGUGAAUUGAAAUUCAAUGUUCUAUAUGAAUGUCAAUUCAUUAUUUGAUUUAAAAUGGAACUGAUCCCAUUUCACCACAGGUGCGUAAGGAGAUUGAAGUGAAGGGUGUGCUGACGGUGCCCACCAAGCACAGCGAGGAGGGCGCCUACACGUUCACCAUUGGCUUCCUGAAGGAGGCGGAGAACCACUGUGUCCUCCAGAGCCCCAUCCCCAUCACCUGCCCUGUGAGGCUCAUCCAUGGCCUGAAGGACGACGACGUGCCCUGGCACAUCUCCAUGCAGGUGGCCGAGCGCGUCCUCAGCCCCGACGUGGACAUCAUCCUCCGCCGCCACGGCCAGCACCGCAUGUCCGAGAAGGACGACAUCAGGCUCAUGGUCUACACCAUCGACGACCUCAUAGACAAGCUGACCACCCUCGUUUGAGUUGGUGGGGGGGAAAUGCACCCCAUUGGAGAGGCAGGAGCAGCCAUAUAUGAUCCCAGCUAUCCCACUCUCCCCUUACCCUACCUUCCAUUCUGCCCCUGGUCAGUUUGUCCUCAAUAUGCUGUUACAAAGCAAGAGAGAGAGACGAGGAUUAUCAAAAGUACAAACUGAUGGAACGAGGAACUCAUCUGUCAGAAACCUCAGCCAGGUCCCUGAUGCCUGCCUUGGGGAGGGAGUGUGUCUUUUACCAGUUUACGCAGUGUUGUUUUGGUAAACCUUUCUACGGGCCAUGCUGCGCUGCUAAUGCUGCCACUGUUUGUUUGACAGAACGUCCUGGUCCUUUUGCCAUACCCCAAUAGUUCUACUGUGCCUUUUUUACCAUGUCUCCCCGUUGGGCCAAUAAAGCCUCUGCACACCAGAGUGGAGCGCAGGUCUCAUCUGUCACUGCAUGCAGAUAUUAUGAGGUAAUCGCAGCACCCACAGGUAGAAUACACACAAACAACAUGCUCCAUCAAACUGCCUCCUACGCAGAAGCACUGUGAAAUAGUGUGGUGACCGGUCUAAACUGUAUUUCCACACUGUGUCCAUGCCAUACCUACCAAAAUGACCGUACACUGUAUCUCAAAAUAGCUAAAGAAAAGUCAAGAGGAAACAUAAGGUUAAAGGUUAUAUUUACGAGCACCACAUCCCAGAGGUCCCAUAGAAUGUUAAAAUAACCACCGAAGAUCACUUAAAGAUCGCCUUGUUUGAUUUAUUUUCAUAAUCUACUGUACAUCCACCCCCCAUCUCCAUGGGUCUGUUGUAGUGAAACGCCCCGCCCUGUCUGAGCCACUGGGCUGUUGAUUAACACGUGGUUGGUCAUUGGACUGUGUUCAAUGGGGCAGAAAGCCAGUCCUGCUGCAGCAGACACAGUAACUAUCUCUCUCUGAUCCCUUAACUGCUGCUCUAACCUUUCACUCUUCGACAGAAGGUAUGCAAUCAGUCACCUCCGCAUCACACUUAAACUUAAACAUGAGCACGCAUCGGGGUGUAAAACAAAACGCCUGAGUUAUGUAUGUACAUUACUGGUGAGGAAUUUACUAAUAUGUAGUGCUAGACCAUAUAUCCUAAUGACAAGGACUGGAAGUGCAUACACUCAGAUACAGUGAUGGUGAGAAUACUCCUGAAUUUAUUUUAGCCUGACAGUCAAAUGGUACAGUAUUGCGAUGAUGAUAGGAUUCAAAAGCUUAUCGGACAUUCUGGAAAAUCAUCUCUAUUUCCCGUAUUUCAACACUUUCUGGAGACUUUUUCCAGCUUGUGAUGCAUGUUGUCAUUUCAGUACUGUAGCCUUCACAGCACCCAGACCCUCUUUCCAGAUCUAUCUGGCAUCCACCUCUAUAACUCUAACCCAAUUAAAGCAGAGCAAUGGCUCUCAUUAUUGAAAUUGAGAGACAAGCUGCAAGUCAGACACUAAUGGGCUGUUCUGUGCCUUCCAAAUCUGCAGAUACAUUUAAGGUUGGCAUGAUGUUAAAGGUGAAAACAUGGUUUUAUUUAUCUGGUUCUAUAAAUUGUGAGUCUGGGCUCCAUCCGGUGUGAGAGUACUAAACACUUUUAUGUCAUGUGCCUUUUAGAUCUCGUCCAUGGGCAUGAUAAGUGGCGACCCGUCGUUCAGGGCAGAUGGGGCAGAGCCCCACCUGUUUAGCAAAAAAUAUAACUAUAUAUAACUAAAUAAAAAUAAAAAGUUUGCCAUGUUAUUUUGGCAUUAAUACG